AUGGAUAUUUUAUUGGCCCCUAUUCCCUUUAAAAGUAUUCCUGAAUCAUUAAAUUUAACUAGUUACGAAAAUGACGAAAUAAUAAACGAUAAUUUAAACACCUUAAAUAAAUUAAUUGAUAAAAUGAUGGAAACUGAUGAUAUACAAUAUAUCAAAAGUAUACUGAUAUUAACAGGUUACCGAUAUACUUAUAGAGCAAAAUUUCAUUUAAUACAUCAUUCAACAAGAGAAAAUUUUACUCUAUUGUUACGUGCUGUUAAAUUAUGGGCAAAAAAAAAGCAUAUCUAUUCGAAUAUAUUUGGAUAUUUAAGUGGAUCGAUUUUAAUUGUUAUGGUUACUAAAAUUUGUUUAAUUUACCCAUUUGGAGAAAUAAAUUUUUUAUUGCAACAAUUCUUUCAAAUUUACGGUGCUUGGUAA
Meloidogyne enterolobii is the source of this 417-nucleotide messenger RNA. Lineage: Eukaryota; Metazoa; Nematoda; Chromadorea; Rhabditida; Meloidogynidae. The record is from the annotation of a GenBank genome assembly.